Molecule: messenger RNA, 3202 nt
Organism: Arvicola amphibius (Eurasian water vole)
Lineage: Eukaryota; Metazoa; Chordata; Mammalia; Rodentia; Cricetidae
Gene: Kat14
Product: lysine acetyltransferase 14
Exons: 10
Coding region: 9-2351 (780 amino acids)
Molecular function (GO): acyltransferase activity, transferring groups other than amino-acyl groups
Source: RefSeq, a predicted model, not a curated record
AGGGAAGGAUGGAGAGUAACAUCCACCUGGGUGGACUGCUAAGUCGGCAUGAUGAUGAAGCCACAAGAACAUCCACCUCGGAAGGGCUAGAGGAAGGAGAGGUGGAGGGAGAGACUCUCCUGAUUGUCGAGUCAGAGGAUCAAGCAUCUGUGGACUUAUCUCACGACCAGAGCGGGGAUUCCCUUAACAGUGAUGAAGGAGAUGUGUCGUGGAUGGAGGAGCAGCUGUCUUACUUCUGUGACAAGUGCCAGAAAUGGAUCCCAGCCAGUCAGCUAAGGGAGCAGCUCAGUUACCUUAAGGGCGAUAACUUUUUCAGGUUUACUUGUUCCGAUUGCUCGGCAGAUGGCAAGGAGCAGUCUGAGCGGCUGAAGCUGACGUGGCAGCAAGUGGUAAUGCUGGCAAUGUACAAUUUGUCUCUGGAAGGAAGUGGACGUCAAGGUUAUUUCCGGUGGAAAGAAGAUAUCUGCGCUUUUAUUGAGAAACAUUGGACUUUUUUACUAGGAAACAGGAAGAAGACUUCAACGUGGUGGAGCACAGUAGCAGGUUGCCUCAGUGUGGGAAGUCCUGUGUAUUUCCGCUCAGGUGCUCAGGAGUUUGGAGAGCCUGGAUGGUGGAAACUUGUUCAUAAUAGGCCCCCGACAAUGAGACCCGAGGGAGAGAAGCUGUCUGCCUCCACUUUGAAAGUGAAAGCCUCAAAACCAGCGCUGGAUCCCAUCAUCACUGUCGAGGGACUCAGAAAACGGGCAAGCCGGAAUCCUGUGGAAUCUGCCAUGGAAUUGAAAGAGAAGCGGUCUCGAACACAGGAAGCAAAAGACAUCAGAAGAGCACAGAAGGAAGCAGCUGGCCUCCUUGACAGGAGCACCUCCUCUACCCCUGUCAAGUUCAUAAGCCGAGCCCGGAGGCCAGACAUGGUUCUGGAGAAAGGGGAAGUGAUUGACUUUUCAUCUCUGAGCUCCUCAGACCGCACCCCCCUCACAAGCCCUUCUCCUUCCCCCUCUCUGGAUUUCUCUGCCCCUGGGACACCAGCCUCGCAUUCAGCCACGCCUAGCCUGCUUUCUGAAGCAGAUCUCAUCCCAGAUGUGAUGCCACCCCAGGCCUUGUUUCAUGAUGAUGAUGAGCUGGAAGGAGACGGAGUUAUAGACCCAGGGAUGGAGUACAUCCCACCCCCAGCAGGGUCAGCAGCUUCUGGGCUGCUUGGGAGCAGAAAGAAGGUCAGAGCUCCCGAACAGAUAAAACAGGAGGUGGACAGCGAUGAAGAGAAGCCAGACAGGAUGGAUGGAGAUAGUGAAGACACAGAUUCAAACACUUCUGUGCACACUAGGGCUCGAGAAAAGAGGAAGCCACCCCUGGAGAAGGACGUGAAGCCCAAGGGGCCCAGGUAUACCCCUGUGAGCAUCUACGAGGAGAAGCUGCUGCUCAAGAGGCUGGAGGCAUGCCCCAGUGCUGUGGCUAUGACUCCAGAAGCCCGGAGGCUGAAGCGGAAACUGAUCAUCAGGCAGGCAAAGAGGGAUCGGGGUUUACCACUGUUUGACUUGGACGAGGUUGUGAAUGCUGCGCUUCUGUUAGUCGAUGGGAUUUAUGGAACCAAAGACGGAGGAGCAUCCCGGCUUCCAGCUGGACAAGCUACAUACCGUACCACCUGCCAGGACUUCAGAAUCCUUGACCGAUACCAGACUGCCUUACCAACCAGGAAAGGAUUCCGGCACCAGACCACCAGAUUUUUAAAUCGUUUGGUGGGAUCAGAAGAUAUGGCUGUGGACCAAAGUAUUGUCAGCCCUUAUACUUCUCGGAUCUUGAAGCCUUAUAUCAGGCGUGAUUAUGAGACAAAGCCACCCAAACUCCAGCUCCUGUCCCAGAUUCGUUCCCACCUGCACAGGAGUGACCCUCACUGGACACCUGAGCCUGAUGCACCUCUCGAUUACUGCUAUGUCCGACCAAAUCACAUCCCAACCAUCAACUCCAUGUGUCAGGAGUUUUUCUGGCCUGGCAUUGACCUGUCUGAGUGUCUGCAGUAUCCAGACUUCAGUGUUGUAGUCCUUUAUAAAAAAGUCAUUGUUGCCUUUGGCUUCAUGGUUCCAGACGUGAAGUACAACGAAGCUUACAUUUCAUUUCUGCUUGUCCAUCCUGAAUGGAGAAGAGCGGGGAUUGCCACGUUCAUGAUCUAUCAUUUGAUUCAGACGUGCAUGGGCAAGGAUGUGACUCUUCACGUCUCAGCAAGCAACCCUGCCAUGCUGCUGUAUCAGAAAUUUGGCUUCAAGACGGAGGAGUAUGUUCUGGACUUUUAUGAUAAGUAUUACCCACUGGAGAGUACAGAGUGUAAACAUGCAUUCUUCCUGAGGCUCCGCCGCUGAGGUGAACCCAGUUCUUCCCAGAGGCUGUCAGAAAAUGGGCCUUCAGGAGUGUGCAGGCAGUUGUCCUCACAGUGGGCCUGGUCGCCUGUGGGUAGUAGCUCCACAUGGCCCAGCUGGGCGAGUGAAACCAUGUGCAGUGGUACAGGUAGGAAACUUCCAUCCAGAAACCCUCCAGCCCAUCCUGGAGUGGCUUCCAGCAGCAUCCUGGACUCCACUGUCAGCCAAAACCAAGUGACUCUGCCAUCCUCUUUCCACACAGUAGUGCGUGAGCACGUGAGGGCUGCUGAAACGAAGCGUUUGAGAAAGGGCCUGCUCGUCCUGGGUUAGAGCUCAAGAAACGUGAAAGGCGCUGAAGGCUCGCAGUGCCCACAUGGCCGUCUUCUGUCCUGGGAAUGAGAGAUUAUAAGGAAUGAUUCCUGCCCUGCUCCAGCCUGCAGUGUGCUGUCAUGGAAUCCCAGGAACUAUGGGGCAUGGAGUCCUACCUCUUGCUGACUUUGAUCCCAGUCAGGAGAAAGAAAUUCAAUGUUUAUCUCCAUGCUGCUUGACAUGGGCUGCCUGUUGGCAUUUCCUUGCAGGAACAGUGGCCUGGUAUAAUUUUUCUUAGCAUGGCCUGGGAAAAUAGCUUGAGAGGAACGGUUAAGCUCGACACAGUAGAUGCCUUGUUUGGCCCUUCUCAUGCCCAGAACAGUUGCAUCACAGCAGUGGAGGUGCGGAGUGGUGCAGGUAGCACUGGAGGCCCCGUCAACAGGGUGAAGCUGCUUCCUGUGCUGCAGGAGUCUUUGGACCCUGGAAGUGCAUUUCCAAAAGCAUCAGAUAUUCUCAAAUAAAACCUUACCGAGUAACAGCUCACA